AGCAAUACAAUGAAAUACAUGAUAAAUAAAUAUAGAGAAAAAAAACAGUAUUACAGUAAGUAUAUAGGUGAACAAGAACAGCUACUUUUCCUCAAACAUUUGGUUCUUGAAGCAGUUGGAAAACACCUUAAUCUCCACAACAUUUGACAUUUCAGUCUGAGACUCUCCAUUCGGUCUUUGCCCAAAAACACGACUGUUUACUCUUUCCCAUGGCUGCUGCCUGACCUGCCAGUUCCUGCUGCAUUUUGUGUGCGUUGCUUUGGAUUUCCAGCAUCUGCAGAUUUUCUCAUGUUUAUGGAUAAUUAUGCUUUGUUUUGUAAAUGCUGCUUAUAGGGUGCUUCGUGUCUGAGAUUACGCUGAAAGUAAGUUUUAAUUUGCAAACAUGUACUUGCACACAUGACAAUAAACUCAUCUUUGGACUUUGAACUUUAUGGCCAUAUUGUUCCCUAUUAUCCAGCCUAUCUUCUACUCACACCAACUCGUUGUUUCCAAUACCACAGGCCUAUAGUUUCUGCAAACACUUUCAUUUCAGCACUUUAUCACUUGGCUUCCAGAAAUCAAAGUUAUAGUCUUUCCCAUUCCCCUUUAUCCAAAACGCAUGUCACUUCUUUCAAGAACUUCAGUAAGUUGGUCAAACCCGAUUUCCUUUUGACUUUGCCCAAUUGCCUUCAAGCUUCCUUCAUAGGACGUCAUUAAAAAUAUCUUUGCCAUAUUAUCUGGCAUGUCGCUCCGUGGCUUUCUGUCAUCUAUUUGAAAUGAGGGGUUACUAUUAAUGAUAUCAAACAUAAUCGCUGUAAAUCUCCAUGUCUUGCGGAAGUGAUCAGUCACUGACAUGCACCCACUGUCACAGCCUCCAUGCUGACGUGAAGUUGUGGCUUCCUGAAUGUGCUCACAACGCCUACACACGUUCUCAGACGGGUCACAACCAACAACCGGCUGCAAGCAGAAGCCAGUCCUAUCGAACACGGCAGUUGCUGGAGAGAUAUGGCCUUCGGGUGGUUUCUCAUCUCCCUCGGGCUGACACUGUCCAUCUCAGAGCCUGGGACUGGGGAUUCCUCUACCACUGUGAACGGAGCUCUGGGACGCUCGGUCUCCUUACUUCCUGGGAUCCCAGUCGGAGAAGACAUUGCUCAGCUUGUGUGGAGACGGUUCUCACCCAGAGCGAAGAUUGUGUCAUAUUCAAACAAGAUCAGUGACUAUUACGGAUCUGAGGAGUACAAGCGACGGAUAACUCUUCAUCCCAGGAACUUCGGUCUGGAAAUCCGUGAUCUACAGAAAAGUGACUCUGAUGUUUAUGAGGUGUCUGUUACAGCAAGUACAGGAGCACAGACUCAGAACAAAAUGCGACUGGAGGUGUACGGUCCUGUGUCAGGUACAGUCAUCAUGGUUCAGUACAUCGCCAAGACUUGCAAUAUCACCUUGAUCUGCUCUGAAGAUUCAGGCAACUCCACCUUCAGGUGGUGGAGGGGAGGAGAAGUUGUGGGAACUGGCAGCCACUAUCACCUCCAGCGGCAUGGAGAGGCGAAAGGGGAUAAAGAAGUCCUGUAUGAGUGUGAGGCACGGAACCCCGUCAGUAACGAAAUGGCAGAGGUCUGGCUGGGAGACAUCUGUGGAAAGAACAAAUCUGAUGAGAUUCCCGUCGUGGAAGGUGCCCUCGGAGAAGUGGUUUUGUUAACUUCUGAGAUCCUAAAACUACCAAAAAUUACCAAUGUUGUGUGGAGAAUAUUAUCAGACUCAACCAAGAUAGCAGAAUGCAUGAAUGGGAAAUUGACAUAUCUCGAUACUAAAAAGUACAAGCAACGGAUUGGCUGUCAUCCAGCAGACUGUAGUUUAACAAUCCAUGAUCUACAGAAAGAGGACACUGACGUUUAUGAGGUGAUUGUUACAACAAGUUCAGGAACACGGACUAAGAGGAAAGUGCAACUGAAGGUAGCUGGCCAGUGGAGACCCAGCCUUUGGAAGAUCAAACGAAGGAGCCUGCAAGCAAUGCCUUGGAAUAGAACCCAGCUCACAGAUACCCCCUCCAUCGGGACAGCGAGCACCUCUCCAAACCCAAUCACUGGGAAAUGAGGGCCAGCCCCUCCUGGCCCCGCAAGCACAGAGGGUGUGUGUAGGGGGUGGUCCUCCCCUCUACUGGAACCCCUGCCUUUGUUCAACAAUUCCAAAUUGCCUUAUAUACUGUGGGUUUUGCAGUGACUGGUGGUAUCCCCACUCCCGGAUCUGGCAUCCACUCUACUGCACACAGACUUGUGUCCAUAACUUGUCUGUCUACCUCUCCCUCGUUUUCCUCCCUGCUGCUCAGAUCUAGCACUGCCCACCUUUCCUUCUGACUCUUAUCCUCAGAAUUUACAACUUUCUUGCCCUCUCUCAGUAUCCUCUCCUGUGUCCCCACCCAAAGCCCUGUGUCAACAUCAUUCCCCAGCAUCCCCACACAUCUCCAGGUAGUCCCCACACUCUGUCAUCACAGAAUGCUCUGUUCAUGUUCUCACAUUUUUUUCUCUUCCUCUAACACACCUGGGUAAAAUCAAUAAGUCCACAAGACAUUGGUGCAGAAUUGAGUCUUUCAGCCCAUCGAGUCAGCUCCAUUAUUUGAUCAAGUUCGGUCCAUUUCCCUCUCAAUUCCAUUCUUCUGCCUUCUCCACAUAAUCUUCCAUUAGCUUCCUCAGCCUUAAAUACACUCAAUGAUCUGGCCUCCAAAGCCACCAGUGGUAACAAAUUCCACAGAUGCAACACCCUCUGGCUAAAGAAAUUCCUCCUCAUCUCCUUUUCAAAUAGAUAUCUCUCUAUUCUGACAUUGUGACCUCUAGCCCUGUACUCUCCCACAAUCAGAAACAUCCUCUCCACAUCCAGUCUAUCUAGUACUUUCAACAUUCAAUAGGUUAGAAUGAGGUCCUCCCUCAUUCUUCUAAAUUUCAGUACUAGUCCACAGCUAUCGAAUGCUGUUCAUAUGAUAAGACUCUCAAGUCCAGAAACAUUUUCUGAACCUCCUCUGAACCCUCUCCAAUGUCAGCACAUCUUUUUAUAGAAAAGUGCCUCCAACUGUUGACGAUACUGGAAAUGAGGCAAACCAGCCUCAGCUUUACAUCCUUGUUUUUAUAUUCUAGUUCUCUUAAAAUCAAUGUUAACAUUGCAGAUGCCUUCCUCACCACAAACUUAAACUGCAAGUUAACCUUUAGAGAAUCCUGCACAAGGAAUCACAUGUCUCCAGGGUUUUGGCCUGAAACAUCAAUUGUACUCAUUUCCAUAGAUGAGUUGCUUGGAUCUCCAGCAUCUGCAGAGUUACUCUUGUUUGUGGUUGUAUUCCCUUUACACUUUGCAUUUAUGAAUUUUCUCCCCGUUUAGAAAAUAGUCUACCAUUUUAUUCAUCCUCCCAAAGUGCAUGACCAUUUAGUUCCCGACACGAUGUUCCAUCUGGCACUUCUUUGCCCGGUCUCCUCAUCUGUCCAUCUUUCUGCAGCCCCUCUGCCUCUGCAACACUAUCUGCCCCUCUAACUACCUUCAUAUCAUCCACAAACUUGCCCACAAAGCCAUCAGUUCCAUCAUCCAAAUCAUUGAUACGCAACGUGAAAAGAGUAAGUCCCAACAUCGCUACUUGUGGAACACAAUUUGCCAGCAGCAGCCAAUCAAAAAUGUUCACUGUAUUCCUACAUUUUGUCUCCUAAUUAUCCAAUGAUCUUCUAAUCCUAUGUCACCUCUUUCCAAGGAUAUGAUUUAUUUUUUAUCAACAGGGCCAUGCUUCACCCUCUGCCUACCUGCCUGUCAUUUCAAUACAAUGUGUAUCCAUGGAUGUUAAGCUCCUAACAAUAACUUUCUUUCAGUUAUGACUCAGUGAUGCCCACAACAUCAUACCUGUCAAUCUCUACCUGUGCUACAAGACCGUCUAUCUUAUUUUGCAUGCAGCGUGCAUUCAAAUAUAACACCUUCAGUUAGCUGUUUUCCCUUUGAUAAACUUGUCAUCCCCAGCUGAUCAAUCGCACUGAGCUUCACAAUGUACUGCGGCCCCCACACUGUAACUUCCUGUUCCUCAUCCCACAACCCCUCCCGGGACAUCCCUUCCAAUUCUCAUUGUCUGAUUAACCAUUGACAUCCUGAAGGACAGUCCCAGAGGUUGGAGCCGAGGGUGGAGCCUGGGCAAAACCCAGGAUGUCGGAUGUCGUGAACGAUCCUGUGAAGCCUCUCCCACAAUUCUGGGGCUGUGGACGGCCACACACCGCAAGUGGUUUAUUGUUAAUAUUGUGCACUCCCUGCCAACAUGAACCAGUGAAGUUUUCACCAGUGAAAUCACGCUCAGUCUUUCAGCCUAAGAGCCUGGUGAUCAGAUAUUGGGCAGAGGGCACAUUUUUUAUCUGUGCACUGUCAAAUUUAAUAGCUUGGCCAGCAUCUGUGGAGAGUUAAUGUUUCAGGUCACACACGUCUCUCUCCACAGGUGCUGCCUGACUUGCCUCAGGCUUCCAGCAGUUCCUGAUUUUCCUAGGGAUUUCCAACUUGUAUAAUUGCUUUAUAUUUACUAAUUGAGAUUGUCUAUAAUAAAUUCUUAUACAAUAUUUUCCCAGACCAUUCUGUUGUUGGAGUUUGUUGGGCUGCAGCAGGUUUACUCAGAUAUGGAUGGGUGCAGGGCCAGAGGGUGUUACAGAGAGAUGGAUGGGUGGAAGGCCUGUGGGGGUUUUUACAGAGAGAUGGAUAGGUAUCGGAGCCAAAAGGGGUUUCGCAGAGACGUGAUGGGUAUGACCGAGAGAUAAGAUGGGUACAGGGCCGGAGGGGAUUACAGGGAGAUGGAUGAGUGUAGGGGCAGAAAGAGGUUGAGGAGAAGAUUCCUCCAGUGUGUUGUGAGAGGUGGCAGAGAAACGGGAGAGUGUAGGGUCUGUAGGGGGUUACAGAGACAUGGAUAGUGUUACGAGAAUACACAUAAAAUUAAGAUGUUUGCUGGCCUGGGCUAGCAUCAGUGGCAUCAGCAGUUGGUCUGCCACCUGCCCUCAGGGGAAGGAGAGAUAAGGAACAAUGGAGCAGCGUCUGGAGAUGUGUAAUGAAGGGAUGUGGGAGGAAGAGCUGUCUGGAGCGGCUCCCCCCUUUGAACCCUGAACUGUUUGAAGUGAUGGACAGGCGAUACCCCAGCAGGGGGAUAAAAAGGGACAGGUUCGCUAAGACAGACACACACGCCACCCGAGGUAACGAGACCCUGGAAGCGGUGCGCCUCUCACGAGUGGUGAGAAGUACCGGACAACGCACAGGGUGGAAAGGUACGAUCAGCGGGAACCCGGUGUG
Molecule: messenger RNA, 5262 nt
Organism: Mobula hypostoma (lesser devil ray)
Lineage: Eukaryota; Metazoa; Chordata; Chondrichthyes; Myliobatiformes; Myliobatidae
Exons: 5
Coding region: 985-2070 (361 amino acids)
Source: RefSeq, a predicted model, not a curated record